Anas platyrhynchos (mallard) is the source of this 3867-nucleotide messenger RNA. It is a transcript of the gene ACSBG2, whose product is annotated as acyl-CoA synthetase bubblegum family member 2. Gene Ontology annotation, cellular component: membrane; endoplasmic reticulum. Gene Ontology annotation, molecular function: long-chain fatty acid-CoA ligase activity. Lineage: Eukaryota; Metazoa; Chordata; Aves; Anseriformes; Anatidae. The record is from RefSeq and is a predicted model, not a curated record.
CUGCUUCCAAUUGCGAGGCAGAGAGCACAUGACAUAAAUGCUCCAGAUCUGCCUCGUGGGCGCUAGUUUAAAAAUAAAGGAUAUUACACGUCGUUGCUCGUCCGGAGAGGCUGCGGGAGGAGAGGCUGCACAAAGGCGAGGCAAUGCAUUGGACAAUGCUGUGUGAAUCAGAUGCACGUAUGGCACUUACAGAACCUGUCCCCACGGCUUAUCUUAAUGUGGAUGCUCAAGAAAACUGCAAGGUGUCAUUGGAUGAUGCACUGGUCAACUCUUCAGCUAGAGUUGUUGAGGUCUACAACACUGAGACAGUUGAAGAUACUAAGACAGAGGGAUCUCAGAUGGACAAGCUUGGUUUCAAAUCCUCUUCACCUCCUCCCUCGAGUGUGUGGACAACACAACGAGAUGGAGAAGUCAGACUGAGGAUGGAUGAGCAGGGCAUAGGCAGCGAGGCACCAAAGACUGUUCAUGAUCUAUUCCAGGAAGCUACUAGUAAAUAUGGUGACUAUUAUGCUCUUGCAUCCAAGAAAGGUGGCCAGUGGAUAAAGCUAACUUACAAUAUGUACUAUGAUGAGUGCUGUAAAGCAGCCAAAAGCUUUCUGAAGCUGGGACUAGAGCGUUUCCAUGGAGUGUGCCUCUUGGGAUUUAAUUCUCCAGAGUGGUUUAUUGCUGAUAUUGGAGCUAUCUUUGCAGGUGGUCUUGCCGUCGGUAUCUACACUACAAACUCUCCUGAGGCCUGUCAUUAUGUAGCAGAGAACAGCAGUGCUAACAUUGUGGUUGUGGAAAACCAUAAACAGCUGCAGAAAAUCUUAGAAGUUCAGCAUAAACUACCUCAUUUGAAAGCUAUUGUCCAAUAUGGGGAAGAGCUAAGAGAGAAGAGACCAAAUCUGUAUUCUUGGAGAGAGUUCAUGGACCUUGGCAAAGAUGUUCCAGACACUCAGCUCCGUGAAAUCAUUGACUCACUGAAGCCUAACCAGUGCUGUACGCUAAUAUAUACCUCAGGGACAACUGGACAGCCAAAGGGAGUAAUGCUCAGUCAUGACAACUUGACAUGGACAUCGUUAGCAGCAGGACGUUCCAUAAAGCUGGCAGAAGCUACAGAAAAGCAAGAACUGGUGGUCAGCUAUCUGCCUCUCAGUCAUGUUGCUGCACAGAUGACGGAUAUUUGGUUAUCAGUUACGUUUGGAGCACAAGUUUUCUUUGCUCAGCCAGAUGCAUUAAAGGGCACCUUAGUAGACACCCUGCGGGAGGUGAGGCCAACUGCGUUUUUGGGAGUUCCUCGUGUCUGGGAAAAAAUGGAAGAAAGAAUGAAAUCUGUUGGUGCAAAAUCAUCAAUGCUCAAAAGAAAAGUGGCAUCAUGGGCCAAGGAAGUCGGGUUACAGACAAACCUGAAGUGGAUGAAUGGGUAUUCUGAAGUCCCAGUGAACUUCCGCUUAGCCAGGCACCUGGUAUACAAGAAGGUUCGAAAGGCCAUUGGGCUGGAUCGCUGUACAAGGUGCUACUCAGGAGCCGCUCCAAUUACCAGAGAGACACUGGAAUUCUUUUUAAGUCUGAACAUUCCUGUGUAUGAACUGUAUGGCAUGAGCGAAAGCUCUGGGCCUCACACAGUCUCCUUACCUCACGCGUUCAAGUUUACCAGCUGUGGAAAGGAAAUGACAGGCUGCCGGACACUGAUCCAUAAGCCCGAUGAAGAUGGCAAUGGGGAGAUCUGCUUCUCAGGAAGGCACAUCUUCAUGGGCUACUUGAACAUGGAAGAGAAAACCAAAGAGGCAAUUGAUGAAGAUGGCUGGCUGCAUUCAGGUGACCUUGGCAAGUGUGAUAAAGAUGGAUUCCUUUACAUCACUGGCAGAAUUAAAGAGCUCAUCAUCACAGCAGGAGGUGAGAACAUUCCUCCCGUUCCAAUUGAGGAUGCUGUAAAAGAGGCCAUUCCCAUCAUUAGCAAUGCAAUGUUGGUUGGAGACAAAGCAAAAUUCCUUGCUAUGCUUCUAACACUAAAGUGCAACAUAGAUGUAGAAAGUGGGGAGCCAGGAGAUGACCUCACUCCAGAAGCUAUUGAAUUCUGCCAAAAACUGGGCAGCAAGGCUACAAAAGUCUCUGAAAUCAUAAGCAGCAAAGACAAGGCUAUCUAUGCAGCUAUCCAGAAGGGAAUUUCAGCAGUCAACGAGAGAGCUGUCUCAAAUGCUCAGAAAGUCCAGAAGUGGGUCAUUCUGGAGAAGGACUUCUCUCUCUUUGGCGGAGAGCUUGGCCCAACAAUGAAACUGAAGAGACCAGUGGUGGCACAGAAGUAUAAAGACCAAAUCGAUCAGUUUUAUAUGGAUACACCGACCACAACAGAGAAUGAUCUUAGGCGGUAACAUGGCAGCUUUGUGACGUGGUAGAAACUUUCCCUGUUGUGCGAGUGUGCUGUCAGCCUGGGCUUCCCAUGAAGGAAUCAGUGGGUUCUCUUGAAAUAAAUGAGGUUUGGCUAUCAUGAAGACUCCCUAAAUUGCUUAGCUGUACAUUUUUUGGCCUUCUUACUGCCGUAAAUAUGAUUGUGCCUGGUUUCCUAUGUGUAUAUUCAAAUGCUGAGAUAUUCCUGAAUAUCUACUUUGCAUUUGUCUUUUCCUUUUUUUUUUAUAAGGGCAGUGCAUUUACCUUAUAAGUUCAUAGUGUGUUGUCUUAACCAAAGUUUUCUUUUCCUGAGCUGAAUGUAAAACAAUCAGGAACUGCAUUUUUCCAGCUACGUGGGGAAGGCAAAUUCUUUUUAUAGUGGUAUACUUCUUUUUUUCCCUUGAUGCAUUUUAAUUGCAUGCUGGUGACAUCUGAAUUAUUUUAAAUCUCUCUACCAACAAACUAUCUUCUGUCAAACAAGGCAAAUUCUGUGUGACUACACACCCUGGCUAAGUCUGUAUGUGGAACCUGGGAUUUACUGGGUUGGUCUGUGCAAUAUUUUGAAUGUUUCAGUGUCUUGAGUUAUUAUGAAACCAUAAAUUAUAGUGCUAGAGUAGUAUACAUGGACUGUAUUCUGAAAGCAUUCCACAAAGGGAUUAUUUGAAAAUCUGUGUGUGUGUGUGUAACCUAACUGUAAGCUUACAAUCAUAGAGAUGUUGUUUAGUGCAUCCUGAAACAUAGGCAACUCCAGAGCUGUUGGGCUGGGUUGCAGAAGCAGGAUCUGUACACAUGUGGAGUGGAGCCUGCAGAGGGCGCUGAAUUGCUAGAGGGCUGAUCAGUCCUCCAGACGAAUCUGCCAUUCCAGCCACUGUAAAGGCCCACCACAGCGAGGUCAUUAGAAGCCUCCAUCAAAGCUGUGCAGAAGCAUACAUUAACAAUAGCUCCUGAAGGCCAUGGGUGGUUCUGCAAAGUGUAUUGCUGUCUGCCCCCUGCCCGGAUGGACUUCAGUCACCUUAGCAAAUGGAGGAUAGCUUGUAAAAUUGCUUAUUUCAAACUAGAAAUCAUUACAAGUGGAACAGUUGUACUCUGGUUCUGGAUAUUGUUUCCCUGGACAAAGGAGGACUAGCCAGAGAUAUCAAGUGCUUUGAUUGGAAGUGGCAUGCAGGGGAGAAGCAACUACACUAUUAAACUACACUAUUAUUGAGCAAACAGCUCAAGCAAGCUGCAAGGGCCUGGCUCUGUACCUGCAGUACUGGUAGCAAAACCUUGCUGUGGGAGGCAGUAACAGUUAGCAGAGCAGGGAGAUUUUUUAGGGCUUGAUCUGGAAUUACUACCCCAGCAAGCAGCUCAGUGAACUUGUGCAUUGCGCCCAUACCUCCAUGCAAGCGCACAAUUGGCCCUACAGUCCCUCUUGUGCAACUGUAGUCUCAGCUGUGAGUCUGCAAUGUCUUGACUUUCAGAGAAAUGCCUAAUAAAUAAACGCUGCAGUUUGUGUCUCAA